AUGAACAUUCUAAAUCUCCGCGAUUUCGUUCAAAUUUCUCUACUUCUGCUCCAAGUUCAAUGUUUUACAUCUCCCGGAUAACUUCGUUCGGUUUGGAAAAAUCCAGUUUCUUGUCCAGCAGGACAUUAUGCAAAUGGCUUGAAAAUAAAAUACUCACAAAAUACUGCCGAUGAAUUUUCCAGUGAUUUUUCAUUGAUCGUUGGUUCUGUCAGUGCGGUUGCUCUGUAUUGUCAGGAAUUUGGGAGUUCUGGUGCUCCAACUGAGCAAAAUCAAAUUCUCAGCAGUGAAGGAGUUGUAAAAGACUCGGCAUGGAAAAAUACACAGACAAUGUUGCGGUGUACUGUGGGACGAAAGAUGGUCCCAGGGACAAUACGGUGAGGGUAAGAAACACCAAAAACCGAGGAAACUGGGAUUCUGACUUCCUAUGCCCCACCGGUGAAGCGGUCUGCUUGAUUCGGUCGCAAAUGGAAGCAAUGGUUCCUUUUAUGCCAGGUCCAGAGUUUACACCGUUGGGAACAAAUGAUUUGGAAAUGAAGUGCUGUAAAAUUGAAAAACCGCCACCUCCGCCACCGCAAAGAUCGGAAGAUUACCAGGAGAGGGGCCACUACCGACGGGACCCCUUUUUUAACUUUUCCGGCGGGAAGUUUGAAAUUUUCGGUAUUAUUCUUGUGUUCAUUGUAUUGAAUCAAUAA
Molecule: messenger RNA, 692 nt
Organism: Caenorhabditis elegans
Lineage: Eukaryota; Metazoa; Nematoda; Chromadorea; Rhabditida; Rhabditidae
Source: the annotation of a RefSeq genome assembly